Molecule: messenger RNA, 366 nt
Organism: Necator americanus (New World hookworm)
Lineage: Eukaryota; Metazoa; Nematoda; Chromadorea; Rhabditida; Ancylostomatidae
Exons: 4
Coding region: 1-366 (121 amino acids)
Source: RefSeq, a predicted model, not a curated record
AUGAUGGCAAAGUGCAUUGUUCGACCGAGGUGUACGCGAGAUAGUCGAGUGCGUUUCCAUGGAGCCUCAAAUGGCGUCUUCACUGAACGUGCGGGCCCCUGCAUUUCUUCCAUUCAUUUCGUUCUCUCGCCAUUGUCAUCCAAGAUGUUCUCAAGUUUCAUUUUGCAAGAAGUGGUGUUCUGCAGCGUCCUGCCAAUCAGAACAGGACAAAUACUUAAGGGAGAGAAGAAGCGUUGUACGGGACGUUCUUCAAUGUGCGGUCAUCGCGCCAUCGAUGAGAUGCUUCUUCAGCUGGUCCAACUUCAAUCCGCAGAAAAGGAGAUCAUCGCUGAGCUAAAUGCGUGCCUGCCAGCGAAGAGACAAUGA